UUGGCCUUUAAGUGACACGCGGUACAGAAAAGCGAGAAAAGCAUGCUGAAUGAAAGCAUGAGAAAUAGGUUAAAAUACAUAAACUUAAAAAAAUUAAUAAAAUAACAUUAAUAAAUUGCUCAUAAGAAUUUAACCUGAUUUUAAUAGUUUCAUUAAAAUAAAUGUUAUUGUUUUCGCUAUGCCAACAGAAAAGCAUCAAAUUUUUGUUGGAUGCCUGUCUGGAACUUUGAAGGGCAUUUCAUUGGAUGAAUCAUUAGACGUAAUAAAUUUACAAAAAUGUAAUACCUUAAAUCAGAUGAAAGUUUUGGAGUUAUCAUGGAAUGAUGAUAAAGAAGUAGAUAUCUUGGUAGCUUGUUGUACAAAGGAAACGCAAAGUGUUCAAGUUUUUAAUACCGAAACAUCUAAAUUUACACAGACGUUCAAGUGCAAUGAAGGGGAAGGAGAUAUUAUUGGGAUUUGUAAUUAUUAUAACUCUAUUUUAGUAGCCAGGCAAUCAGGACACAUAACUCGAUUGAAUUCUAAUGAAGAAGAGUUAAUUGUCUUGAAUAGUGGACCUGGUUUACGUAAAAUGCGACAAGCGGAUAAACUAAUAGCCACCGGAGGAUUGGAAAAUCCAUUAAAAUUACUUGAUGUGGAGAGAAAAAAGGAAAUAUUUAUUGCAAAAAAUGUGAAAAAUGAUUUUCUAGGUCUAAAAGUUCCUAUUUGGAUUUCGGAUAUAGGAUUUUUUUCUGGAACAUCUAAAAUUGUAACUGCUUCUAAACAUGGCCAUGUCCAGCUAUAUGAUAUACGUGCUCAAAGAAGGCCUGUCAUUAAAGUGGAAAUGAAGUCAGAAGCUUUAGGCUCUCUAGCUUUACAUCCUUCUAAAAUGCAAGUAAUAGUCGGUUCCGGAAAAGGUAGAAUGAAUCUAAUAGAUUUGAGAAAUGGAGGAAAAGUUUUGAACUCGUAUAAAGGUUCUGCUGGUAGUAUUACUGGAAUCGCCAUAACUAAAAGUGGUGACAGUGUUAUUAGCAUUAGUUUGGAUAGAACUUUAAGAAUACAUGAUAUAAAUACUAAACUAAUCUUAAAGAAGCAAUAUCUUUCUACAAGAUUAACUUCUUUAUUAACUCGAUCCGAAUACACAUUACGUGAAUAAAAAGGAAUAAACUAUAAUGGAUUUGUAUAAAUUUGCAACAUCAUUUUCGUAGGUACUUGUACAUCAUUACCCCCAGAAAAAAAAAGUAAUGGACAUGUCGAAUACAUAUUUGUAUAAAGAAUCUUUAAAACCAUUUGUUUAUUUAAUCUUCAUUAGUAUAUGAAUUUUAUUUUAUAUCCACAACAAAGCUUUAGAAAAUUAAUAACUAAUUAUUAUAAUAAAUUAAGUUUGUAAUAAAAGAA
Messenger RNA from Leptopilina heterotoma, 1374 nucleotides. Its product is annotated as WD repeat-containing protein 74. Gene Ontology annotation, biological process: ribosomal large subunit biogenesis. The transcript is spliced from 7 exons. Gene Ontology annotation, molecular function: protein binding. NCBI's taxonomy places the organism in Eukaryota, Metazoa, Arthropoda, Insecta, Hymenoptera, Figitidae. Gene Ontology annotation, cellular component: nucleolus; preribosome, large subunit precursor. The record is from RefSeq and is a predicted model, not a curated record. The coding region runs from base 179 to 1132 and encodes 317 amino acids.